This is a messenger RNA of Andrographis paniculata, 1616 nucleotides long. RefSeq lists its product as uncharacterized. NCBI's taxonomy places the organism in Eukaryota, Viridiplantae, Streptophyta, Magnoliopsida, Lamiales, Acanthaceae. The transcript is spliced from 2 exons. The record is from RefSeq and is a predicted model, not a curated record. The coding region runs from base 180 to 689 and encodes 169 amino acids.
CCCAUCCAUGUGCAUUCUGUAUUUCUUUUCCCUUAAAAAACAAUUGGUCAGCACUCAGCAGGCAGGCGCAACUCAACUCUCACUCCCUCACUCACAUCAAACUCCAUACAUCUUUGACCCCUCUCUCAAAUCUCAAUUCUCCUCCUCUACUCGGGAUCGGGAUCGGGAUCGGGAUCGGGAUGAUAAGAUCAUCGCUCAUCCUCAAUUUCACUUCGCCGCUCAUGCUAAAUCCAAUUCAUUCUCUUAAAUCCGCAAACACGGCCUUCUCCCAACACAAAGUUGGCGUCCCCCCAUUCUUCAGACUUACCAAACUAUUCUCGUCUUAUUCCAUUUCCCCAAACGGCGGCGAUGAAGGCCCCCGCAGGGAUUCUGUUCAACCACUCAGGAUUCCCACCCACUGGAUGGAUCCUUCAAGAGCUGCUGAGGAAUCAAAAUGGCUUAGAGUGAACCUUCAAAAAUGGUUGGAUGACGAGUACUGCCCCGAAGCCACUAAUAUAGAAAUAAGCAGAAUUGCUGCCGACUCAUACUACAGAUCGCUGGUGGAAGGAAGUGCUGAUUUAGGAGAGAUAUUGUUAAAAAUGGCUGUGGAGUUGGAAUCAAUAUCAUACCAGGAGAGCUUCCAUGGAGCAUUCUCCUCCGCAAAUGCUGCAGUGAGUCUUAUUGUUGAUCGAGUUAUGCUGCUGGAGUAAUUCAUUUUGGCUUGGCUUGGCCCUUGGUCUGUACAGUAGUAAGUAGAGGUACUUUGAAUGAACAAUGCAGACUAGGAAGGACCGGACCGGACCAAGUGUCUGAUUAGAUUGUUUCAUGGGGUGAGGCUCCCGUAACUUCUUCGAUGGGAGGGAGGGAGGGAGGGAGCUGCUCCUAGUGUCUGAUCAGUUGUAUUUGUAUUUGUAAAGAUAUUUGCAUUUUUAUUUGUAUUUGUGGGUGCUCCGCUCCAGUAAAUGGUGGUUUGGUUUGGUGCUUUUAAAUAUAUAAGGUGUCUGUCUGUCUGUUUGAGGCCAAGGAGUGUAUGGUAUAUAAGGACAUAUGGUCGAGGCCCUAAAUAAAUAGUCGCUCAGAGUGGAACCAACUAUUGAGACUAUUUACUAAAAACAUGAUGAUUCCUAUUCAAGUGUCAGUUUGGGAGACGAGCUGGCUGUCUGUCUGGGUCAUCAUCUUCUUCUUUUACUAGUUGCUCGUGCUGCUGCGCCUUCCUGCCUAGAGUAGAGGCCCAGGCUCGACAGUCUUGUCUUAGCCACGAGUGUAGAGCAUGCUUAGACACGUUGCUACUCUUUUAUUUAUUCACCAUGGCAGUUGUUGGACGAUAUAGAUGAAGGCUUCACCAAAAAGCUUAAUCGAUUGAAUCGAGCAAUUUCUGCAACAGCAAUGCAAUGUAAGUGGAACAUGGUAAGCUGAUCCUCUUUCGGGCAGCUGCAUUUUCUCAUUUCAAAAGAUGCAUUAACAGAAAGAGAGGGGAUACACCCAAUCAAUCAAUCACUCACUCCCCCUCCAGUCAGUCCCAGCCAGGAUCACAAAAUUCUUUUACACGUAACAACACCUCACUCAGCACUUCAUUCAUUCACUCUCUCUCCCCUCCACACAUGAUCUGGCAAAUGCACAUCGGCAAUGCUGCAGAA